AGAGAGAGAGAGAGAGAGAGAGAGAAGGGAGGCAUCUCCAUUGAAACAUUUUGGAAAUAAAAGAGGGGGAGACAGAGGAAGAAGCUGAAUGGUAGCUACACCCUGUGCCUGGAAGCGUAGAGACACUGUAACAAAGGCUGGCAAUUAUUUUUUGGCAAUAACAAAGAGGUGGGAGAGGGGCUCUGAAACCGAGGGAAAUAGCAAAGAUAAAGAAAAAACAGCCAGUUUUCAGGGGGACUUCUGCUUCAUUUCAUCCGAAAGACUCAUCCCUUUGCCAUCAUCAGCAUGACCAUAAGCUAUAAGUAACAACCGGCAAUAACGAGAUCUGUUUUUUAAGCAACAGUCGCGCGCAAUCCUGUUUUGAUUUAAAAUAAUCGUCUUUUGGGGAAAAAUAGCUCACCUGAAUGCCUGCGAGAAACUGGAUACUCUGUGAAAUCUUAAGAAAAGAGCGAGCUAAAGAAAGAAAAACUACAUUUUGAUUGAUCGGUAAAGCUUUGAUGUGCGUGUCGCUGCACGCGCUCCAAACGAACCUGAACCAAACUCCUCCUCCAUCCUCCUCCUCCCAUCGGUUUCUCUCAUCCUCUCCCUCCCCCACCGGUCCUCUAUGCUCAGUUCGGUGUGUGUAUCCUCUUUCAAAGGGCGCAAGGGUGGGAACAAGUCGUCCAACAAAGCAUGUUACAGCGCAGACAUGACUUGUCCGUCGGAAAGCGAGAAAAUCGUGAUAAACUGCGGGGGGGUGCGGCAUGAGACCUACCGGAGCACCCUGAAAACGCUGCCCGGUACCCGCUUAUCGUGGCUCACCGAGCCGGACGCGUUCAGCAACUUCGACUACGACCCCAAAUUAGACGAGUUCUUCUUCGACCGCCACCCGUCAGUCUUCUCCUUCAUCCUCAACUACUACCGCACCGGGAAGUUGCACUGUCCCAACGAUGUGUGCGGCCCCCUGUUCGAGGAGGAGCUGGCCUUCUGGGGCAUCGACGAGACGGACGUGGAGGCGUGUUGCUGGAUGAAUUACCGGCAGCACCGGGAUGCGGAGGAGGCGCUGGACAGCUUCGAGACUCCAGAGCCGGACGCGCCGGACGACGACCCGGCGCUUGGAGGUGCGGAUGGGGACUUGAAAAGACUGUGCAUGCAGGAAGAUGCGAGGAAAGCGGGCUGGUGGAAAACCUGGCAGCCCAAAAUCUGGGCUCUCUUUGAGGACCCUUACUCCUCCAAAUAUGCCCGGUAUGUGGCAUUUGGCUCCCUAUUCUUCAUCCUCAUCUCAAUCUCCACUUUCUGCAUGGAGACACAUGAGGCCUUCAACACCAUCAUCAACAAAACAGAGACCGUCUUGGUGGGCAACACGACCCACGAUGAGAUCGUAUACGAAGUGGUGACCGACAGCUGGUUGACAUAUGUGGAGGGAGUGUGUGUCAUCUGGUUCACCAUCGAGGUCUUGCUUCGAGUCACCUUCUGCCCUGACAAAUUGGAGUUCUUCAAAAGCACCCUCAACAUUAUCGACUUCGUGGCCAUCCUGCCCUUCUACCUGGAGGUAGGCCUGAGCGGUCUGUCAUCCAAAGCUGCCAAGGAUGUCCUGGGAUUCCUCCGUGUCGUCCGAUUUGUCCGUAUUCUCCGAAUCUUCAAGCUGACCCGCCACUUUGUGGGUCUCCGUGUCCUUGGUCACACUCUUCGUGCCAGUACCAAUGAAUUCCUCCUGCUGAUCAUCUUCUUAGCCCUUGGUGUCCUCAUCUUUGCCACAAUGAUCUACUAUGCCGAAAGAAUUGGCGCAGACCCAGAUGACCCAACUGCCAGUGCCCACACUAACUUCAAGAACAUUCCCAUUGGUUUUUGGUGGGCUGUUGUGACCAUGACCACACUGGGCUAUGGAGAUAUGUACCCAGAGACGUGGUCGGGGAUGCUGGUGGGUGCCCUGUGUGCCUUGGCUGGUGUGCUGACCAUAGCUAUGCCUGUUCCUGUAAUCGUCAACAACUUCGGCAUGUACUACUCUCUGGCAAUGGCCAAACAAAAGCUCCCCAAAAAGAAGAACAAACAUAUCCCAAGAGCACCACAACCAGGGUCUCCCAACUACUGUAAGCCAGAUGCCCUUGCUAUGGCUACUGCAUCACCGCAAAGGCUCUUGGGAAAUGUCCUAGGCGGAGUGAUGGGGUCUGGAGGCAUAGGGGGUGACUGUCCUCUUGCACAAGAAGAAAUAAUAGAGAUAAACAGAGAUUCCAAACAGAACGGUGACGCAGCCUCAGCCGCACUGGCUAACGAGGACUGCCCCACUAUCGACCAGGUGCUGAGCCCUGACGAGAGGAGCCCGAUUGGUCGAGGGCCUACUCGGGAACGCUACCAGCAGGACCGGGCCUGCUUCCUGCUCAACACCAGGGAAUUCCGUGCCACAGAUGGGAAUGUGCGGAAAGAGGCAGCAGCCCUGGCUCCCAGCCCAGACUCCCCUCUGACUGAGGAUUGGUAUAAGAUGGAAGGGUCUCUGUUACAGCAGGACCUCAAUGCAAACUCCACCUCCUCCUGGAUCAAACCAUAGACCAGAGUGUUAAGUUUCUAGCAUUCGCCUUCUCUCUAAUGAGGAGUCAGUAAGCGGUAAAUUUGCGGCGGGAGCCACGCAAGCAACCGGUGUGACACGGAUGGAAAGGAGAUCUUUAGGGUGACAAGAAAGAGACCAGAGGUUAAUCAUGAAUUAAAAAGAAAAAAUCAUACGGUCUGCUCCUCAAGUUGUUACCAAAGCAGCCUCUUGGAACUCUGACCACGUUUAGACAACUGCCUGACAGACCUUCUUUUUCCCCCCUUUUAUUUUUGGCAAACUGACUGAGCAUUGCACUGACACACUUUUGGAGAGAAAAGGACUCCUGUUUACACAUUCCAGAUGACAUAUCUCUGACAACAUUAUACUCGCCAUCUUGUGUGAUGACCAACUCAGUACCAUCCGCAGUGCUGAACAACUGAGCAACUUCACCAGUUUCCGGGAAAAAAAAAAAAACAAAAACACUUGUCUUCACGGAGGACUGAAUGAACAAUGUAGCAUCUCUGCUAACAUAUUGUAGCAUUUGUUGGCUGGGAAAAAACUUGACUAAAUCCAUCGAUAGGUUGAAGAGAGGGGAAUUUAUGCAUUCAAAGGAUCUUUUAGAUGUCAUUUUUCUCUUGGGUUUCUUUCAAGUGAAGAACAAAAAUAUAUAAGAGUACAUGAGAGACAAAGGAUUGGUCUUACUCCUUGUGACACUUGACAUUCUAACAAAAGUUGCACUGAACUGAGAGUGCAAAUUAAAACGAGCCCGAUUGCACAACAUAUAACAGUGAGCAUACUAAAGCCCCCACUCAAGUUUAGCUCUUACAAAGCGUGUUUGCCACUGAACUUAUGUCUUCCAUUAGCUUCUAUUAGUCUGGAACACUGCCCUCCUCACAAACACUGAGAUAAUCAAAAACAGCACAAUCUAUGAAGUUGAACAAAUGAAGCACAUGUAGCAUCAGCUCAAACAGGUCAUCUAUAGCAUUAUGUGUACAUUUAGAAUCACCUGAAAUAUUCGCCAUAAAAAUGGUGGAAAAAGACCUGUCCUUAUCUCUUCUGUACUGGCUUGGGCUUGCCCAAAAAAUCCAUGUAGGAUACCAAAGGUCCUGUAGCAUGCACUUGCUAAAUGACCUUCUGUAAUGUAACGUAGAUUAGGGGAACUAUUCCAUUUAGGAUGAGGUUUGUACUCAACCCUAUGCUGGCCAUUGCCUUUGUUCAAUAGUCAUUCCUCUAAAAGAACAUUGUCUUUUCACUGCCACUAAUAUCAUGUCUAUAUGCACAUUUAAGUAUUUCCCCCAUGUCUGGCUGACGCCAUGCUCAGACAUAAAGAGCAAAAAGACAGAAAAUCAAAGUCUGACUUAUCGUCAGCCUUUCCUCAAUAUCAAUGGAUAUUGGCCUGCCUAAAUUACAAUGAAAAAUACAUUCCAACCACAAAGACACCUUUUAUGUUGCACAAAACUGCCCAUUAGCUGGAAAGUCUGUUAUUGUUUUGAAAGGGACCAAUCGGAUAAACUUUUCCCCUAACACAAAGGCCGACACUGCCAAAUCGGCACAAGAAUUCCCAGUCGUAUACUGCCCCAACCCUCUCUUGUCCCUGUUGCUGCCAACGACUGCUUGACAGGCAAGUCAAUUCUGGGAUAAAGGUGGCCCAUCGGGGGAGCCCUUGGGCAAAAGGGAUAAUGAAGAGAAAUGGACCACGAGUAGAGCAAGUGUGGAAAUGUACAAAGAGAACAAAUCUAUAUUUUGAUAAACAAAUCAACUAUCCAUGGCUUCGGAAGAUGUUGCUGUGCAGAAAAGGUCCAGAAAUGAAAGAAGAAAUUAAAAAAAAAAUCAGAUGCAAAUGUUGAAAGAAAAUUUGGCAUCAUGAAAUGGAGUCAAAGUCUGGAAAAAAGAUAAGAAGUACAUAUUUUGUCAAGAAGGGUGGGCAAAGUUAUUUUUCCCCACACGCACCAGGAACAUGCUUUUUGAAAGACAAUGAGCAAUGCCGGACUCUUGCCUACAAAGACAAUGGACAAAGGAUGGACGCUGAGAUAAACAAAAAAAAAAGAUAAUGCAUUUUUGUAACUUUGUUUACCAGCAUGACUACUUUGCAUGACUGUCUUUUCUGCAAGCCCUUAGUUGAAGACAAGGGUGCUAGAGAUACAAAAAAGUAUAUAUAAAAUGAAUUAAAAAAAUGUUAUAUGCAAUUAAUGUUUUAAAAAAAAGAUUAUAAUGAAAGAGAAGAGCUAUAUUUUGUUUUGAAAAGUUAAAAAAUGUGAAUAUUGAAACAUGUAUGUUUGCAAAGUACACCCUGAACUAUGUUUUAUGUUUAAUGAAAUCUCUCUGCUACUACUGCCCUACAUCCCUCAUUCAAGUGUUUUCAGCCGCUGCCAUAGUUUUACUUUAAUAGAGUAUGAUUUACAACCAUUUAAUCGAAAGCGAUUGCUCAAGACUUUGCCAAACUUUGAGAUUUGCGCAAAGGAUACUGUUGUUAAUCACAAAGUUUUUGUUUUCCUCCUUAAUCAUUUGCACAACUACCGUAGCAGCAGCAGCAACAAGCAGCAGCAGUUCUAAAACAACAGCUCUCCACACUUUUUGACUGCUUGAUCCGUACUCAUAGUUUGCUUUUUUCUUUGGCAAUAAAUCAAAAGUUGUCACAUGAUUGUAGCAGGGCAAACAGAGAACCUCGAGAGUAUCUUCAACGCCUCAGUGUUAGAGAUUCGUUAAAGCCUUGAAUGUCCCGUGGCAGGGUUAUGCUGGGAUAGGCAGUUCUGUUUCGCUGAUCCUUAGUCGAAAAAUGCGCGUGCAAGUGCAGGUUAUCCAAUAAGAGACUAUGAAAUAUACUUCAUUGGCGAACAAUCAAGAGAGAUUUCAGGUUUGCAUGGAGCUAACUGCCAUUCCAAAGUUUGUAUGGUUUAAAGGACUCAGGUGUGUCGAUGAUGUGCGUGGAUGUAGGUGUUUGCUAUUUCCUUUCUAACAUAAUAAAUUUUAGUAUAUAUUAGACAAAGAUAAUGUGAACACCUCACAGUGAUGUGUAAAAAAACGCAUGCAUUAUGACUUGAUAAUCUCUCGAGGGAGGAGCAGAGUCUUGACAUAUCCCCUGAGCCUCCUAUCAUUGUUUGUCAUGAAUCCAGUCUUGAUAACUAUGAACACUGUGCCGUGUCGUAGAGCAGAAACGUCUUCCUCCGAGAGGCAACUGAAAACUACUCACACUCACGGUGUCGGCAUGAGUGUGUAGAGGUAGCUCAUCAGUAUUUUUUUUUUUUUUUAGAGGUCAAGUCUUUGCAUCCGUCAUUACCCGUGGAGCUUACGCGUCAUCCAGCUGGCUAGUUGGCAGCUCAUUACCGCACACUACAGUCAUAUGAGCACCAAACAAAGAGACCCAGAGCUUCCAAAAUGAUGUCAGUGAAGUACUUUUAAGUGUUGUAAAAAAGAGAGGAUGAGAGAUACCAGUGUCCACUGAGGGAGAGUGAUGUAAAACAAAAAAUGUUGCUAAAAAAAGCAUCUCUAUGUUGAGUGCUUUCCAAGCACCUCAACCAGGGUUCGAUAUUCAAAGUGAGUUUCAGGCCCUGCUGGUCCAGGGUUUAGCUCAGGCAGCUGAAUGGUCCUCUGUCCAUUCCCAGUACAUUGUAAGUGGAGGUUCAGCAGAAUAAUAGAGACUCAGUGUUGUUGUAUAGACUAUUCAAGGUUUUACAGGUUUUAGAGCUUCUAUUUCCAGUAAUAGUCCAUGGGAUUUUGUUAUGGUCCCUUGUCUUUUAAGAACUCCUGAAGUCAGUUCCCAUUUUGGAAGGCAUUAGGCAACCAUGGAUGGUCACAAAAACGUGUAUGAAUAUUUCAGAAGUAAACUUCUAGCAAUGGUAUGCACACUUGCAAAAACUUUGUGCUUCAACCAGCUGUUUGUGUAUUCUCAUGGCCAAGUAGUGCUGUCUGUUUUUCUUUCUUUCCUUGUUUUUCACCGUUGCCAUUUUUCUUCAUUCUCUACAUUGUGACUGCUCUGCCGAAACCAGGCUAAAAAAGAUGUCUUUCCUUUUUCUAUCGCAUAAUACUGCCAUUUGAUUUAGUCAUGUUGAACAGAAUGAGUUACAAUGUUGAGAGUGCUAAGUCUGUUUUAAUUUUUGCGAUCUGUUACUAAACGUCAAAGAUUUCAUUCAGUAACCAAAAGAACAAAAUGCUUUAUAUGGUAAGUAGUUGCAAAUGUUGAACUAACUGCUUCUUUGUGUUUUAUAUAUCAUGACAUGUCUUCUCCAGGCGACAUGUCUUCUACACCAUUAUUAUUUUUUAAUGUGCCUGUUUGUUUUUUUUUUUAUUUACAUAGAGGACACUGUAUGCAAUCUGCACCAUAUAUGCCACUGAUCGACACUUACUGUAUUCUCCCUGAGACACAGAUGUUCUGUCAUCAGUUCAGAUGAUUGCAACACAAACGUGUGGUCACUUUAUGGCUCUCCAUAAAGUGACUUUGCAAUCGCACUAAGCUGAAAUAUUUUAUUUUACAAAGUUAUAAAAGUUCAUUUAGAGGAAGUGUUAUCAUACUAUGUUACCAUAGAUUUUGUAAUAUCUCAUUUAAUUAGAAAUAAUGUGACAAUGCAUAAGUCACAUCACUAACAUAGAUCUAAUAUUACAGGCUAACAACAUGCAUUCAUGUAAGCAUCCAAAGAUAAAAGAUGUAUGUUCGUUUUACAUGCCAUCAAAUAGUAUAAAACAGACUUAGGUACUAGUCCAUUGUACUGUGGUCUUAGUAGGAGAGUGAAUGGGGAGAGGAGGUGGUCACUGGAGUAUCCGUCUGAUUUUAUUUUUGAAAUGUUGGAACACAAAGAACAACUCAUCAAGAACUGUAUAAAGUAUAUUUCAAUGGAAUGUUCAUGAUCUAUCUUUUUAUAUUUUGAAGAAAAAAUAGAAACAUAUCAAUAAAGUGUCAUAAUUGAACAUAUUUCUACUAUUGAGACUUACAAUGUAUGAAUGUCAAUGCGACCUAAUGUGAGCCAAUCUCCACAGCAGCUUGAAUGAAUAACUGAUUAACAGUCAUGAGAUGCUUUUUCAGAGACGUUAAAAACUGCUUCAAAUCAUUGAAAUGAACCUAAAAUAAAUGAAAAAGUGACA
Messenger RNA from Cheilinus undulatus (humphead wrasse), 7579 nucleotides. Its product is annotated as potassium voltage-gated channel subfamily C member 1-like. Gene Ontology annotation, molecular function: protein binding; delayed rectifier potassium channel activity. Gene Ontology annotation, cellular component: dendrite membrane; axon; voltage-gated potassium channel complex. NCBI's taxonomy places the organism in Eukaryota, Metazoa, Chordata, Actinopteri, Labriformes, Labridae. Gene Ontology annotation, biological process: protein homooligomerization; potassium ion transmembrane transport. The record is from RefSeq and is a predicted model, not a curated record. Bases 605 to 2524 code for a protein of 639 amino acids. The transcript has 6 exons.